Lithohypha guttulata is the source of this 2274-nucleotide messenger RNA. RefSeq names its product Golgi transport complex subunit 6 (gene COG6). The record is from RefSeq and is a predicted model, not a curated record. Bases 1 to 2274 code for a protein of 757 amino acids. Gene Ontology annotation, biological process: intra-Golgi vesicle-mediated transport. The transcript is spliced from 2 exons. Lineage: Eukaryota; Fungi; Ascomycota; Eurotiomycetes; Chaetothyriales; Trichomeriaceae. Gene Ontology annotation, cellular component: COG complex.
AUGGGCUCAACCUCCACACAUUACGACCUGCCUGCUACCGGGUUCGAUGCUACAGUGGACGACAAUAGCCUGGAUAGACGUGGCAAUGCAUUGACUAACAAACUCACGCGCGUUCUAUCCUCCUCCUAUGCGGACACGGAAAUACGAGAUGCCCUCCGCCUAUUCGAUGCCCGUUAUGGGCACAAGGGAGGCGAUGAUGACCUUGACUUAAGAUAUGAAGCACAACGGGAGAUGAUCGAAGCCAAUGCGCAGAUUGUCAACGACUUCUCCAGGGUCGCCGAACAACUUGAUCGAGUCGGCACAUUGAUCGCAAGCCUAAAUCAGACCUGCAACAAUAUUCGCAAGCAUGUCGUCGCUGCGAGACAAGAAGUGGCGCCUAUGCUCGACGAAGCGUCAACCCUGCUAUCACAGAAGAAGGAAACAGAACAAAAGCAGCAGCUCCUUGACUCAUUCCGUGAGCACUUUUUGGUUUCGGAAGAAGACCUUGCAGUGCUCACCAGCUCGGCUGAACCAGUUGAUGGACGCUUCUUCGAACUGCUCGCUCGGAUGAACCGGAUCAACAAGGAUUGCGAGCUCUUACUUGGGUAUGAGAACCAGCGCAUGGGUUUAGAGCUGAUGGAGCAGACAACACGAGACCUAAAUGCCGCGUACAAAAAAUUGUUCAAUUGGACGACCAAACAGUUCAGGAGUCUCGACCUAGAGGAUCCUCACAUCAGUGGUUCGGUACGUCGUUCGCUGCGAGCACUUUCGGAACGUCCUGCACUCUUUCAGAACUGCUUGGACUCUUUUGCAGAGGCACGGCAGGCCACUGUUGCAGAAGCAUUUCAAAGAGCAUUGACAGACUCCAUUGGCGCUGCUCGUGCAAUCGAGUUUUCGACGCAUGACCCCUUUCGGUAUUUAGGGGACAUGCUUGCGUGGACUCAUUCUGCCACAGUCUCAGAAAUGGAAGCUCUCGAAGGACUGUUUGUGUCUGAUGCAGAAGAACUCUCUCGAGCACUUCAGCAGGGCAAAGCGGCCGAUCCGUUCGCCAUGUCACUUGACGACGGAAACGCUGAACAGCGUCCCUUUGACGGUCGCGCUGCCCUUAAUGCCCUUAUCAGCCGAAAUAUGGCUCUGGUAGCACAUACUUUGACUCAGAGAAUUUCCACGGCGAUUCGUAAUCUCACUGAUCCAGUUGAUAUAUACAAAGCUUACAACGUACUUUCAUUCUACCACGACAUGUUUCAAAAACUCAUUUGGUACCCCACCAGAGCUGAAUCAAACUCACGACCGAGAGAGACCGACGAAACGGACGCCGAGAACACCCUCCUUACAGCCCUCACAACCUUGCAAUCCCAAGCAUAUACUCAAUUUGCAUCUGCGGCCACUGACACACUUCACAGCGACAUUGACGAGCAGCCUUCCACGGAUCUCCACCCACCAACUGCCCUCAAAGACUCUUUGAACGCAUUUACCGCUAUUGCAUACACACGUGGCCCGUCUCUAACAAUGCCUGAAUUCAGUAAAUUGUACGGCACGCUACUCGCCCCUGUAUUGGAAGCCUGCGCAGCACUAGCAGAGAAAUGCAGUGAGCAGCCUAACAGUACCGAAUCAAGCACAUUCAUCUACAAAUUGAACUAUAUGCACCAAGUCCAACAAGCACUCGUGACUAUCGCAACAGGAUCUGGUCCCGGGAAGACGAAGCUCGAACUAGCCAACCAACCACUCGAGUCAGCUCAGGACGAAAUUGACUCACUUUCAUCCAAUCUAACCGACGUCCUCGCCGACUCCUUUUCUCGUUCUUCUGGUCUCACGGCCCUGGAUUCACUGAUUGAGCGGUCUCCAUCCUUGAAAACGACAUCUGCAAAGAAACGGUAUAGAUUCUUCCUACAACCUGCACAUCGUACGCCGGAAGAUAGCAGUAACGGUGACCAAGGCGCAUUACUGCUCGAAGUCCUGGCGCAACAGCUCGACAAUUUCCUUGCGUCUGCAUUGAUGGAUGCGCAGGACUCGCUUUCGCGUCUGAUUGAUAAGGCUCUUUCGGCGGAUGUGCUCAGGGAUGCAGUGGAGAUAUUUCGUUCGAGAUUUGAGAAGACAGUGAGGUAUUUGAGUGAUGUUGACGAAGGCGUUGAGCGAGAACAGCUUGCGAGGCGUAUGGGUGGUGGCAGGGAACGGAUUGAUGGUGAAUCGGAGGAAGACGAUAGUGACGAAGAGCGUGGGCUGGAGGAAGAAAUGCCGCGUAUUAGAGAUGUCUAUCCCAGGACUAUUGAGGAGGUUAGAGCACUGUUAUCUUAG